Molecule: messenger RNA, 2203 nt
Organism: Abrus precatorius (Indian licorice)
Lineage: Eukaryota; Viridiplantae; Streptophyta; Magnoliopsida; Fabales; Fabaceae
Product: cyclin-dependent kinase D-3-like
Exons: 7
Coding region: 424-1659 (411 amino acids)
Biological process (GO): positive regulation of transcription by RNA polymerase II; protein phosphorylation
Cellular component (GO): nucleus; transcription factor TFIIK complex; cytoplasm
Molecular function (GO): RNA polymerase II CTD heptapeptide repeat kinase activity; ATP binding; cyclin-dependent protein serine/threonine kinase activity
Source: RefSeq, a predicted model, not a curated record
GAAAAACAAAUAUUUCAUCCUUUUGCUAGCGCUGCUUCACUUUCUUGUUUUUAAUUCUUCAUAAACCAAACAUAAACCCCUUUAACUUUAAGCACGUUUGUACAACAAUUCUCAAUGAAGAAGGUGUAGCCGUUACCUCUCUCUCUCUCUCUCUACGCUCUUUCUCUGCACCGUUUCUCUCUCUCUCUCUACCCUCACACUCCACAGUGGGCAAAAUAACCCUUUUUCUUCGAUGAGGCUUUCCCAGAAUGACUCAAUUGUAAAUUCUCAGUUUUUCAGCUGAAUUUCAACUGCAAUUGGUAGAUUACCGAAUUCCCCCUUGUAAACCCUAGCCAUUUGCAGGUGACCCUCUUGUAAAUUGUCAAUUUUGUUAACCUGUGGUUGAUAGUUUAAUUGCAUCACACGUCCAAUUUUGGGGAGAAAAUGGCAGAACUUGAUCCGUGCAAGAAAGUAGCUGAUAGGUAUCUCAAGCGUGAGGUGCUUGGUGAAGGUACCUAUGGUGUCGUAUACAAAGCCAUUGAUACCCAGACAGGGCAGACAGUUGCAAUUAAGAAGAUCCGGCUUGGCAAGCAGAAAGAAGGGGUCAAUUUUACAGCUCUUAGAGAAAUUAAACUGCUUAAAGAGCUCAAAGAUCCAAACAUUAUUGAGUUGAUUGAUGCAUUCCCGCAUAAAGGGAAUUUGCAUCUUGUGUUUGAAUUUAUGGAGACAGACCUUGAAGCUGUUAUACGAGACCGAAAUAUUGUUCUUUCACCUGGCGACAUAAAAUCUUUCCUUCAAAUGACGCUAAAAGGCCUUGCUUAUUGCCACAAGAAAUGGGUGUUGCACAGGGAUAUGAAGCCAAAUAACUUGCUGAUAGGACCUAAUGGACAGCUGAAACUUGCAGAUUUUGGUUUAGCACGGAUAUUUGGAAGCCCAGAUCGCAGGUUCACUCAUCAGGUGUUUGCUCGGUGGUAUAGAGCACCUGAACUAUUGUUUGGUACCAAGCAGUAUGGUCCAGGGGUAGAUGUUUGGGCUGCAGCUUGUAUAUUUGCUGAACUUCUUCUUCGUCGACCCUUUCUGCAGGGUUCAAGUGAUAUUGAUCAAUUAGGAAAGAUUUUCGCAGCAUUUGGAACGCCAUCACCUUCUCAGUGGCCUGAUAUGGUUUACCUUCCUGAUUAUGUUGAAUACCAAUUUGUUCCUUCCCCACCUUUGCGUUCUUUAUUUCCAAUGGCGAGUGAUGAUGCUUUAGAUUUGUUGUCAAAGAUGUUUGCAUAUGAUCCAAAAGUUAGAAUUUCAGUGCAGCAGGCAUUAGAGCACAGGUACUUUUCUUCAGUGCCUCUGCCCACAGAUCCUGAGAAGCUUCCAAGACCUGCCCCUAAGCGGGAAUCUGGGGUCUCAGAUUUAAAUUCAAAUGAUGGUCCUACUGUCUUGUCACCUCCAAGAAAGUCUAGGAGAGUGAUGCCGGGGCGUGAUGGGUCUGAAAGCAAUUCUUUGCAUGGAGAUAGAUUUGAUGACAAUGUUGGUAAUGUCAGACAGGCAGUUGGUGAUAAUACAGGCAAGAAUGAGCCAGCACCAAUGUCGCUAGAUUUUUCUCUUUUUGGAUUAAAACCUCCAAAUAGACCUACAAUUACCAGUGCUGACAGAUCACAUUUAAAAAGAAAAUUAGAUCUAGAAUUCUAGCAGCCAGAACGAAUACUCUAUGACAGGUGCUUCGAUACAAGGGGUCUGAUACACUUGAGAAAAUUCUGUGAAUCAGCGUUGCGCUUGUAUUUCAGUCCUUAUUUCUCUCUCUCUCUCUCUCUCUCUGCGCAUGAAGCCACUAAUGAAUAUGUUGAUGUUUAAAGGAAGAAGUAGCAGUGACAGCUGAUAGCUUCUCACUUGAAUCAUAGUUCAGAGACUUAAAAGUAACUAUCAUAGAAAAAAAAUAAAAAUUAUAGUAAUCACAUUCUGGUUUGGAUCCCGUUGUUCUUGAUUUUUGCUCUUUGCAUUUGAGAGAACUUGUAUCAGUCCACGAAAGGCCUUGAUUGAGUGAGGGCAUUUUCUUGAGCCCUUGCGGUGUAUCCAACGCUUGAAAAAGUAGUUAUUGGGUAGUAAAACUGAAUUUUAACACUGAUUUGUUAUUGAACAUAAAGAGAAAAUUAUUGUUUACACUUUUGAGUGUAUAACUUUGUGUACUGAACAAAAUUAUUUGUUGACAAGGUGAUUGAUUUUGGCUGAUUGUAUG